GUUUUGUCACCGCCCACUAGUUACUCACCAGAAGAUCAUCAGCUUUCUAAUUCACCAUUGUAUAGUAAUGAUUCAUCUUAUAUGUAUGAUAACACUUUUUACUAUCCAUCCACUUCAUUGGUAAAAUCGUUUUCACCCGAUGUGUCUACCACACCAGGUUCUCAGUGCGACAAUUACGACUCUAACGUAGGUUUCUCGCAUCUUAUCUGUUCUCAUAACGCUGACGAUUUCGGUGUUGACAUCUCGUAUGGAAGACAAAACAGUUCUGUUGUCUCUGCUUCUCAGGCGCAAGAGCAUGUUGAGACACCUUCGGAUUAUUCAUUUAUAGAUGACAUUUAUGAAAGCGUUAGGGAGGAGAUCGAGGCAGAAAAGUUUGCCUGCAGUUCGACGUUAGCUGCCCCUGAAAAUGCACCACCAGCAAUUCCCAAAAUAAUACUCGCUGUCGAUCAGCCUGUUACUAUCGUUGGAGAAGAUGGUAAGGAAUACAGGGUUGUUCUUCAGUCUGUGGAAGAGAAUGAGAACAAGAGAAAGAGGAAAUCGGAAAACGUUAAGGUGUGUUUGUUGUAG
Molecule: messenger RNA, 567 nt
Organism: Strongylus vulgaris
Lineage: Eukaryota; Metazoa; Nematoda; Chromadorea; Rhabditida; Strongylidae
Source: the annotation of a GenBank genome assembly